Saprolegnia diclina VS20 is the source of this 1108-nucleotide messenger RNA. RefSeq lists its product as hypothetical. The record is from RefSeq and is a predicted model, not a curated record. NCBI's taxonomy places the organism in Eukaryota, Oomycota, Saprolegniomycetes, Saprolegniales, Saprolegniaceae. The coding region runs from base 177 to 650 and encodes 157 amino acids. The transcript has a single exon.
AGGAUGAGAAACAUCGACUGCAGACGCUGGUGCAGACGCAGCCAACGCUUUUUCAUCCGCAGACCGUGCUCGCACCGGCACUACACACGCUGUUGCCCGACCGCCUACCGUGGUGCGAGACGCUUCUGCUCUCGACGGUUCAAUUAGCUCCGACGAGUGCCGCACCAAGCAAUCGGAUGACGGCUCCUGACGCCAGCCUCGUUUUGCGAGUCCUGCACUCGAUCCACGCGCUGAAUGGCGCGACGCUGCAAGCGCUCGUGACACUGUGGGGUGCUAUGGCCCUUGACGCGAUCGCGACCUUCUUGAUCGCGCUGGACGCGGAUGCUGUCGGUCUAGAGGCUAGCGUUCUGGCGGUGGUGACGACGACGACGCUGCAGGCGAUUCAAACAAUCAUGGAGAAGGAGACGGCUUUGUGGCGUGUCAUGGCGAGCUCAACGGCGCGGGUCCUCUUGGCAGUGCAGUAUACAUCGUCGAUAAUCUUGGAUACGUACCUGGCAGCGAUUGUCAAGGCAGUCGGUGAUACGAAUGCGCUGCACGACGCCUGUGUGUGGCCGCUACUGCAAGAUGCCACUGCGAUCGGCUUGUCGCUGUCUGGUCAACGAACGCUGGCCUCGGUGAUGCUUAACGUGCUUCCCACGUACGAAGACUAGGAAACGCUGUCGUUGGUGUCGUCGGACGUGGCCAUGAAGGAAGUGGUGCUUGGCCCGUGCUGCCGCGACUGCCGUCGCUUUGGAGCAUUUUGCGAUCGUCGACAGAGGUCAAGUGGGUGGGUAUGCCGAGUCAACGAAUACCUUGUGUGACCAAGCGGCUGCACAACUGCUGACGACGCGCCUGUCGUGCAGCAUCAACGAUCGUGCGACGUACCGAAGGUCCGCGUUGCAACGUUCAUGAAGCGCCACGCUUUGGUCAUCGAGACGCAAAACCACAAGGUGGAGCAACAGCGCCGAACGCGCACGCUCGUCGCGUUGCUGGAUGACGAGCACAACAAGCGCAAGAUGGCGUCUCCUGACCAAGUCGAAGUGGCUGAGAUAUCAACACCCAAGCGCCAGAAGCUGCCGACUUGCAGUUAGCCAUUAAAACCGUAUCUACCAGUAUACGAUGUUCUCGA